This is a messenger RNA of Amoebophrya sp. A120, 3163 nucleotides long. The record is from the annotation of a GenBank genome assembly. Lineage: Eukaryota; Dinophyceae; Syndiniales; Amoebophryaceae.
AAGCUCGGCAAAGCCGCGCUCGUUCUACAUGCUGCACCAUAGUCGCUAGUGUAUCCGCCCCGAGAUCUUUGUGCUUGUUUGUUUGGAACGUGCCCUGAGUUAUGACGCUGCGCGCCCCCAUCUUUUGUACUGUAAUGCGUUUCAUCAUACUUUGCUGCGCGAUUGCGAUUCAGGGCAGUGCAACGGCGUCGACGGAUGGCCACUUGCUGCAGACUAUUCGCGCGCAGACGGCCCCGCGGCACGAUGCGGUCAAAAACACGGCGAAGGCCGCUCUCGGGAUUAUGCUCGGACGCGGCGGCACAAAGUCUAUGGCGGCCGACCAAUGCGUGUACGACCUGAUGCGAGGGCAAUUGCCGCAACCGACGCUCCGCGAGCAAGCGUGCAGCCUGGUAUCCACCCUGGCCGCCGGGCUUACCGAGGUAGUCGCCCUAACAGCGUCGACGCAACCGUGCACAUCGGCGGCGGUGCCGACGGGACUAGAAGCGUCCGGGCGAACGGAUCCUACCGACGCUCCUUCGGAUACGGAAACCGUGUCUCAACCGGCAUCCUACUUCUACUGGCCAAGCGUGUCCGAUUUCUGGCAGCUGUCGCAAACAGUGCUCCAGAGCUUGAACGAAGAAUGGAACGAGCGGGCACUCCGAUCGCACGACCACCUCGACGCACCGCCCUUCGACGACACAGCCUGCUUGGCCGAUGUGCUUUUCAACCAGCGGAAGUGCGGUGAAUCAAUCGAGCGACAGCCGCAUGCCACCGCAGCCGCGCCGCCGCGCCUGCCGGCUCCGAGUUCGGUCGCCCAGACGGAUGUACUUACCGCGUUCGAGCUAUCCGCCCUCGCAUAUCUAAAACCUGAGGAGAUCAGAAGGGAGCUACUUGGGUGGACGGUCGCAGGGGACGCGUUUGAGGAGGAUAGCGGCGAGGGACUCCAGAAGCUUCUGCACGGGCCCGCAAAGCCUCCGAGAAUGAGCGCCGCUGCUGAGGCGCAAGACAUUUUGCGUGAGUUGAAAAAACAGGUCGAUCCGGUGGCAGGAACGACUGCCGCCGAGCCUGAGCCCGCCUCGUCCACGGUGCCGGGGCAUAGCAGUAUGCGCGCUUCCCUGCUGCAGUCCGCCGCCACUCACGCCACCAAUUUUUUGCAGGAGGCCGCGGCCACGUCCGUUGCCGCGGCAACUGCUACGUCCAGCAGAAACCUGCCGGAGUGGUUUUUUUUCGUGCACGACCGCACAGCAUACUUUGUGCUUCGCGGGACGCAGAAUAUCGACGACUGGGCGGCGAACCUCGAGGUCGAAGGAGACUUCGAAUCACCGGUUUACGAAUAUUAUCGGAAUAGCCGCAAGUGGCGCGAAUACUUUCCACUCUCGUCCGGGGUCUAUCUUAAGCUGCACUACGGAUUCUACAAGCGCGCGGAGCAAGCAGUUCACGAACUGGAAACGAAGCUGCGCAAGAAGUUUCUGUCUAGCAGUGGCGGAACCCUCCGCAGCAGUUCGUGGAGUGCGGAAAAGGUGUUCUCUCCGACUGCUUCUACCGAAGAAGAUCCGCUCUUUCCCACCGCUGCGACGCACUAUCAAAAGGAAGAGCGUGCCGGGAGGAACGGGGCGCCGAGGGGUUCAGAGCAAAAGCCUCGGCAGAGCGGUUUGGACGCAGACAUUGCGUACCAGCAAGAAUAUUACGAAUUCAAGGACUCCUUUGACAAAGUCGUGAUCACUGGCCACUCGAUGGGUGGUGCCGUGGCUUUGCUGAUCCAUCGGCUAUAUAAAUUUAACAAGUUUUUGCGCAGGCUGUGGCAAAACAAGAUCGUGUCGACGACCGUCUUCUCGGCCCCACCAAUUUUUGCUUCCAGCAACGCAGCGAGGGCAAAGGCAGCCCAGGCGUACCUGAUUACCGGCAAAGUGCCGGACUUUCGACACUUCUAUAAUCGCCGGCUGGAACCGGCGUAUGACUUCACCGAGCGCGAAUUUUUUCGGAACACGAAGCUGAUCUUCUUCAACCACGACCUGGUGCCGCAGCUUGCGCACAUGAACGGCAUUUCCGAAGUGCAGCUAGUCUUGCCGCCCGUGGAACAGGUUCUUUGGCUCCGAGAAGAAGAAGCCAUGGUGAGCCAGGAGCUCGUCUCGUUCUCGUCGCAACCGCGUCUAGCAAGACUUUCCGCCGCGCGGCCGGGCGGUGAUAAUAACAGAAGCAACAUGCACGCGACGUACACACUGUCACAACCGCAGGAACGAGAGAGUAACCCGCGCCGGCGACCAUUUUUGGAAACCGACAAGCCGUACCACCCAAGUGAGCUUCAUCCGCAAAUGCAAGAGCUGCACUAUCCGAGUCCUCAUGAUAUCUCGCCCGACUUGGAAGCGGGCGAGCCGAACUCUCUGGACACGCUUCCGCUCCUACGACCGGGGGACGUGUCUCUGGCGACAUCGCCCCGCAGCAGUAAAAGCGGGCGCGGCGGUGUCUCGCAACCUUUGAGUCAGAAAUACAAAACUCGUCUGCGAACAGUUUUCCCAGUGGGGCUGCUUGCCCAGUACUUGUACCUCUCUUCGAGCUCCGCAGGCCGAGCGCUCGGGGCGACAUCGGUAGCAUCGCUUACGGAUUUUUUGUUUGGAAAAACGUUUCACGAGCACAAGCUCUCCUCGUUUCGCACGUUCAUUCACGACCUGUUUGGCGCUGAAACCAAGUGUGACCAGAGCAGGCAUCCGCAUUGCGCAGCGGAGCCUUUCUCGCCGGUCACCGACAGCUCAAUGCUAAUCUCGGGCGAAGAUGGUAUGGAAGAUUCGGAUACCCGAACGGAUACUCGAGCUCUCUACGUUUCACCAGCCGAUUUUGUUGAGAUCAUGAAAGACAAUACUAGAUGCUGAAGUUGCUGUUCCUGAUAUAUGUGAUUCUGGUUUUCAUCUUCACCUAGGCAGAUGGGCACUUCCGAUUAUGUGCUCGUCUUUGCUUGUGUAAAUUGCGACUUUCUACUACGAUGCGACCCACCAUAAUGAAUUUCGAGAAUUCAGCAAACAGUUUCUGGCCUGACAGAGCAGUGGAAGUAAUAAAUGCAUUUUUGGACGAGUUGAAGUUGUUUUUGAUGAAUCCUCCUGCAAACAUGAACAUCUGCGAAACGUGCUGCUUGCACCCUACUUCUGCGUAAUAUGUAAGCUACAUGCCCGCGUCGGCCACGGAACAGAAU